AUGCCUUUAGCUUGUAGUGUGCAAUCUGGUCCUUGUGUUCGAUACCCGUUUACUACUUCUGACCUGUGCACUUGCAGAAUCAGGGAUAGGAAAGGGGAAGACCUGAUCCCGGGAUCACUUACCUCACCAACUUUCUUACCAAAGGUGAAGGAUCAAGGGAAGUUCACUCUCCCUUGCACACUUGGGCAUAUUGAGCUUGACAAUGCCUUGGUGGAUUCUGGUGCAAGCAUCAACCUCAUCUCACUCACAAUGGCAGAAAAGAUUGGCAUUGCUGGAGCAUUGCAGCGCCCUACUACUUCAAUCAUGUUUGGAGAUGCAACUUCAAAGUCUCCUCUUGGUGUGUUCAAAAACUAUCACUUGAAAAUAGGAGAAUGCAUCAUCCAAACUGAUCUUACUGUCAUGGAGAUGGAAGAAGAGAAGGAUCUACCUUUACUAGGAACCCCUUUCCUUAGCACAGUUGGCGCUUCAAUAGACUUUCACAAGCAAGAAGUGAUUCUCACAAGCCCUUGUGUGCUUGAUGAAGAGAGCCUUCAAGCUUUGUUUGAUGAGCCACUAGGAAGGGCUCUAAAGGAAGGGGAGGAUGUAGCCUCUAAGGCAAGACCAGGUGAUAAGAGAAAAGAUCCACCAGCUCAGGCCCCUUCAGUCAAGCCAUCUCAGCUCACUAUGACCUUGUUUCCCCACCAAGUUGAAAAUGGGAAGAUUGAGUACAAGAUAAGGUACAAGGGGAGAUCAAGACCUUUCUCUAGAGCCAAGGCCUUGGUCACUUCAGAGAAAUCCAGGGACCCAACCAAGCUAAAGGAGCUCCUAUCCCAAGUCCUCACUAUCACCCUUGAUGGUGGGACUAGCUCAACCAAUGCCUAA
Molecule: messenger RNA, 861 nt
Organism: Microthlaspi erraticum
Lineage: Eukaryota; Viridiplantae; Streptophyta; Magnoliopsida; Brassicales; Brassicaceae
Source: the annotation of a GenBank genome assembly